Rotaria sordida is the source of this 1518-nucleotide messenger RNA. Lineage: Eukaryota; Metazoa; Rotifera; Eurotatoria; Philodinida; Philodinidae. The record is from the annotation of a GenBank genome assembly.
AUGAAGCAACAGAAUACAAAUAAUAAUUCAUCAAAUGAUUUAGCUUUAUCACAUUCAUUUUCUCGUCGACAAAUGACAAUGAUGAAUUCAUAUCUUGAUUCAUCAAUAUCUUCUGAAUUAACAAAACCAACAUCAACAUUAACAAAUGCAUGUUGUCUUCAUUGUGGAAAAUAUUAUUGUCAAAUUGAUUUUAUAUUUUCAUGGCUUUCACGUUAUGGUAAUUCAAAUGAUCAACAACAUGUUGUUCAUCAACGUAUACAAGAUAUGAUUUCAAAACGUUUACCUUCAUUAGAUCCACAAAAUAUUUGUGAACAACGUUUACUUGAUUGGUAUAAUUCAAUGAAAAAAAAUUUUCAAAAUGAAUCAAUUCAAUUUUCAACAUCAGCUAGUUCUUUAUGUGGAUCAUUUAUUUCAAAUUCAUCAAUUAUAUCUCAACAUGAUAAUAAUUUAAAUAAAACAAUUGAUUAUAAUCAAUAUUUAUUAUCUCAAUCACAUGCUUUUCCACCUGAUGAACCAUUAUUAUCAUCAACUGUUUAUAAUCGUUUAUCAUCAUCAAUACCAACACAAACAUUUCAAACACAAAAUCGUGCUGGUUUAUAUCAAUUAUGUUCUAAUGGACGUUAUAUUAUAGCUGAUGAUUGGUGUCAAACAUAUAAAGGUCAUCGUUUAUCACAAUUUAUGCGUUGUCUUACUAUAUAUAAUCAAUAUGAAGAACAAUGUUUAUUAAUGUUACCAGAAUUUAAUACAAUGACACAAAUGGAUUCUGUUCAAAGUAUGACAUGGCAUGAACAAUUACAAGUUUUUCUUUUUAUUACUUAUCAUCGUGUAUAUCAAUGUGAACCAGAAAGUGGUACAAUAAAUCAAAUAAGUGAAUAUGAAGUUCCAUCAUCAAGACAUAGUUUAGCUCAUAUUGCUUGUGAUCAACAAUCAUAUGUAUUUCUUGCAUAUGAAUAUCCAGCUGCAAGUCUUGAUUUAUGGUAUAUAUCAACAAUAGCAACAUGGUCACUUUUAAAACGAUGGACACCAAGAGAAUUAUUUCCACCACCGAUAUAUAAUGAUGAAGAUGAACAAAAUCAUCAAGAAAAUUAUGAUCAAGAAUCUGGUGUUUGUGGUAUUGCAUCAAUGCGUUAUGCAAAUGGAAUAUUACAUUUUUUAGCUCGACAUGAACGUCAUUGGUGUCUUCAUUUAUUUUCAAUAAAUAUAAAUGAAAAAUAUCAAAAACUUAUUCCACAACGACGUAUUGAUAUUGAUUUAACACAUCUUCGUUUUGCUGGUGAAAAUUUUCAAAUGGAAGUUUUACCAGGUGAACAAGGUUGGUUAUUUGCUAUACGAAGACCAUAUCUUGUUCAUUUACAUUAUAAUGGAAAAGAUGCACAAAAAUUAUCAUUACCAACAUCAAAACGUUGUGCAGAUUCAAUUUAUAAUGUUUGUAUUAUGGAUGAACGAGGUAAAAGACGUGAAAAUGGAAAACAUUUAGUUGUACGAGAUGUGAAUUCAAUUCGAUUCUAUAAACUAUAG